AUGUCCAACCCCGACGCACAAUCGGCGCAGGCCGCGCACCAGGCGCUGGUCGAGCAGCUCGACUUGCACUCCAUUCACAAGACCUUCCGCAACCCCAACUGGCGCCCGAACCAGCGCCGCAACAAGACCAUCAAGGCCAUCCUGGGCGAGUCGCAGCGCAAAGAAGCCUCGUCCACCUCGGCCGUGGCGACCCCUCGCGCCGACGACAACGGCGGCGGCAGCGGCGCCGACACACCCGCCAACAACGACAACAACGAUGGCCUGUCCACUAGCGGCACCUCCACACCUGCUAAUGGCAAUGGUAGUGGCGCAGGCACCCCCGCGAGUAAUGGCCAGCCGAACCUGGCGCAGGCGUCGCGCAGCUUGCAGAAGCUGGUGUUGGAGAAGAGCCUCGCGAGUGCCCAGGCACCGGAUAAGAAAGCGGCUAAUGGCUUUGCAUCGUCCGCUCCGACUGCGACGUACACCAACAUUGAGAGCGCGCCGAGCCUGGCGCCCAUGAAGCACUACUGUGAUGUCACGGGAUUGCCGGCGCCGUAUUUGGAUCCGAAGACACGGCUGCGGUAUCAUAAUAAGGAGAUCUUUGCCAUGAUCAGGAACCUGCCGCAGGGCAUGGGGGAGCAGUUCUUGGAGGCCAGAGGCGCGCAUACUGUGUUGAAAUAA
Molecule: messenger RNA, 660 nt
Organism: Thermochaetoides thermophila DSM 1495
Lineage: Eukaryota; Fungi; Ascomycota; Sordariomycetes; Sordariales; Chaetomiaceae
Exons: 1
Coding region: 1-660 (219 amino acids)
Biological process (GO): chromatin remodeling
Cellular component (GO): Ino80 complex
Source: RefSeq, a predicted model, not a curated record